Messenger RNA from Elgaria multicarinata webbii, 761 nucleotides. It is a transcript of the gene TNFSF14, whose product is annotated as TNF superfamily member 14. Gene Ontology annotation, molecular function: tumor necrosis factor receptor binding. The coding region runs from base 1 to 711 and encodes 236 amino acids. The transcript is spliced from 4 exons. NCBI's taxonomy places the organism in Eukaryota, Metazoa, Chordata, Lepidosauria, Squamata, Anguidae. Gene Ontology annotation, biological process: immune response. Gene Ontology annotation, cellular component: membrane. The record is from RefSeq and is a predicted model, not a curated record.
AUGGAAGACAGAGUAGGAUACCCAUCCGUUUUUGUUGUGGAUGCCCCACAGAGAGAUUUCCCGUUUGUGCCCCCUGUGCCAAAGAGCCGGAAGAAAUGUCAGCAUGGGCAGCUGCUCCUGGGAAUCUUGAUGCUGCUGAUGCUGGCUGGCUUAGUCAUCCAAGCCUAUUACCUGAUCUGCUUCCGCAAGGAACUGGACAAAGCAACGGCACAGGCAGGAGCUGAUGCAACCUAUGAGAAAUUCGUACAAGGCUACACACCUACUGCUGAAAAGCCAGCCGCUCACUUGCCACUAGGGGCCUCUGUCACUGCGGCUGCGAACGGAGCUCUGCUGUGGCAGCACAAGCAAGGCUUUGCCUUGCUCCGGGACAUGGGGUACAAGGACGGCUCCCUGAUCUGCAACAAGUCUGGACUCUACUACAUCUACUCAAACCUCUUCUUGGGGCAUUCAGACUGCUCAAACACUCAACAGAAGAGGCUGGAUGUCACCCACAAAAUUUACAAGUGGACUUCUCAGUAUCCAAAGGAGAUAGAGCUGCUGGCCAACAGCAUUCCCUACUGCAAGGCUAGUCAAUCUUGGAGCCACAGCAGCUUCCUCGCCGGGGUGAUGCACCUAGAGGAGAACGACGAAGUCUUCAUCAGGGUGUCCGAGGCACGUCUGGUGCGGGUCAGUGAUGAGUCGAGAUCGUAUUUUGGUGCCUUCAUGAUCUGAAAGCAACUAGAACUGAGCACAGACAACUCUUUCUGUGGAGGAACGGCUUC